AUGGAGCUGUUCAAUACAAUCUUUGAGUACCUUCCUGAGCACUGUAUAGGAGUAUGUCGAGCCCACUGUCAAGGUGUGUUAGCGUCGCAGCUUCCGUCGCACUUGCGGAGGGGCCAUGGGGAGUUGACAGCAGCAACGCGCAAGGCAAUUGUGCUAGCUGCAGCAGAGCACUCAGCGUGGGCGACGUCUGCAAACACUGUUGCCCUCCCCCUGCCUGAAUCACAACCAAUAGCCUACCUACCUGUGUAUAGAGACGGGAUGAGAUGCAGCAUGGCGACCAAGGACAGCAGUCAGUGCAGCUACAUUGUCCGUACGCUACGAGACAUACAAGAGCACUGCCGCAAAGAGCAUGAAUGGACAAACCCACGCAAGAGGGGCUGGCAAUGCCCGGAGCAGCAGAACGGCCAGCCAUGGGUGGAGGGGGUGUGGUGCCAGAAGUUCCAACCAGCCGGACCGCUUGGGCGACUGUUUGAGGUCAGCCAGCCUUGCGACGAGGGCAUACAGCAUGCUGUCGACGAGGAGGGCGACCUGCAGCGCGCGAUAGAGGCGUCGUUCCUCCAAGGCACAGCAGCACUACAAAAGACCCAGCGGGACACACACGCCCAGGUGGAGGCUGACAGCAACCGCUACCUCUGGAACACGUGGCUGCAGAGAACGCGAUGGGCGCGUCACCUUGCUGACUUUGACCGCUCGUGGCUGCUGCGGCAGGUGCGGCAGCCAGGCGACGAAGAAAAGGCGCUUGAGAGGGUGUGCUGGGCGGUCGAGAUGGUGAUUUGGAAGGCUCAGCGAGCGUCGUCGCCGGAGGUGGUGGGACUGCCAGCCACGACGUUUAUUGAGCGCCGCGAGACAGGAGCACCAGAUAACGAGAAGCCAUUCGACGCACGCCAGACUGGGAAGACGAUGAAAAAGUACAGCCGGUACUGGGUGUCGGUCGUCUGCUACCUAUGGCGCACCUAUCAGCUG
Didymella exigua CBS 183.55 is the source of this 963-nucleotide messenger RNA. RefSeq lists its product as uncharacterized. Lineage: Eukaryota; Fungi; Ascomycota; Dothideomycetes; Pleosporales; Didymellaceae. The record is from RefSeq and is a predicted model, not a curated record. The transcript has a single exon. The annotation marks the transcript as partial.